Molecule: messenger RNA, 1194 nt
Organism: Fomitopsis serialis
Lineage: Eukaryota; Fungi; Basidiomycota; Agaricomycetes; Polyporales; Fomitopsidaceae
Exons: 2
Coding region: 220-1017 (265 amino acids)
Source: RefSeq, a predicted model, not a curated record
CAGCGGGGAAGGUUGGGCGGCUGGCGGGGGUGGAGGGUAGAAUGGCGAGCGGCGGGCGAGGACGAGUGCCCACGUGUGAGUGCAGAUGCGCGCGAGCGAGCCCACUAAUGCAGGCACAGGACGCGGCGAUGUGCAUCACAACGUGUGCGGCGACUACGAGCGGGCAGGACCAGUGUCUCGCACGCAAACACACCCGACGAGUGCAACACGGCCACCGCCAUGACAACGUGCAGGGAGGAGGACAAGCGGCUCGGCGGCUGCGUUUCCCUCCUUCUCCUCCACUUUGCCCCUCUCCGGUGCACGAACGAACAGCCAUGCACUAGACUGCCGACGGACGGACGGCGAAUGGUCGAGUGGACGAGCAGCGGGAGAGCGAGCGGGCGGGCGACAACACAUGCCGAGCGGACAGCAACGAUAGCCAGGGCCGGGACGCGCGCAACACGCGCCAACCGCGAGCGCGUAGGGCCAGUGCCGCACACGCAAACACGGCCGAUGAGCGCGCGGGCGGACAAUCGGACGGGCGAGCGGGGUUGGCGAGUGGACAGGUCACAACACAUACGCCGACCGCGGAGGCGCCGGGCGAGUGCCCAGCACGCAGACACGGCCGGCGAAUGUACAUGCAGGCAGGCACACAGGCGGGAAAGCGGGCAGGUAAGUGGGCGGGCGAACGGACGGGCGGGCAAGCGGGAGGACGAGUUGGCGGAUUGGAGAGAGAGCGUUGAAGAGACGGGAGAGCGAGGAGAGCGACUCCAGGUGGGUGAGCGGGGACCGUGGGCAGGGCCGAGGUGUGUGCAGCACACGCCGACCGCGAGCGUGCAGGGCAACUGCUCUGCGCGCAGACACAGCCAGCGAGUAAACGGCCGACAGCGGGUGCUGUCACGGCACGAGCGGGGUGGAGAUGGGCAUCGGAGUCCGCCCACCCGCCCUGCACCCGUGACCCGCGGUGAGCUAACCUCGGUUUACGCGGGUCGCGGGUUCGCUAUGCGCCCUACAAACUGUUGUCUACACCACCAAUGACAGGUGGUGAAGGUGUCACGCGAGGAAACUUACAUUUGAUUUUACUACAAGUCCACUUCGCCGGUAAUGCAAGAAGUGUACAUGCAUGGACAGUUCAGUUGAGAGUGUGUUAGAUGGUGAGCUAGAAUACAUAGAUGAUAUGUUGGAUAAGGAGCAGCCCAGACAUGUGUAGGGAGU